This is a messenger RNA of Indicator indicator, 1954 nucleotides long. RefSeq names its product endosomal transmembrane epsin interactor 2 (gene ENTREP2). The coding region runs from base 1 to 1905 and encodes 634 amino acids. The transcript is spliced from 11 exons. The record is from RefSeq and is a predicted model, not a curated record. NCBI's taxonomy places the organism in Eukaryota, Metazoa, Chordata, Aves, Piciformes, Indicatoridae.
AUGCUGCUGUCUGCAGUGUGCGUAAUGCUGAAUUUGGCUGGUUCCAUUCUCUCUUGUCAGAACGCUCAGCUGGUAAAGUCCCUGGAAGGAUGUCAGUUGAUUAAAUUUGACAGUGAUGGGGUCUGUGUUUGCUGUGAAAUGCAACAUCAAACAUCAGGCUGCAGUAACUUGGGAGAAACACUGAAACUGAACCCUCUGCAGGAGUGUAAUGUUGUGAGGCUGACCCUAAAGGACCUGUUGUUCAGUGUGUGCGCUCUCAAUAUCAUCUCCACCAUUGUCUGUGCUUUGGCAACAGCAAUGUGUUGCAUGCAGAUGGUUUCUUCUGAUCUUCUGCAAAUGCAGGAUGAUAUCAUACAGUUUCUGCCACAGAGGCCCCGUUCUACAAAUCCUGACUGCAUGACUCCCCAUGGAACUAUCCUGCAUCAAACCCUGGAUUUUGAUGAGUUCAUACCACCAAUACCACCUCCACCCUACUACCCACCAGAAUAUACCUGCUCACCAGUCAUAGAGGCACAGAGAGGUCUCCAUUUGGAAUUUCCUCAUUCCCCAUUCAGUGGUUUAUAUGAAGUAACCAUUAACAGCCCGGGAAUGCUCUAUCCAACUGAGCUGCCCCCACCUUAUGAGGCAGUGAUUGGAGAGACACCUGCCAGCCAGGUUACUGCUAGUGAUCAGCAAGUAUCUGAGUCAAACUUGGGAGAGAGGAACGUCACCCUGGACUUCAGCACACAAGUUUCUGUUGCGAGCACUUCUUUGAUGGUCUGUGAGGCUGCUGGUAUCCCAGAGCAUAGCUGUUCCUCUGAAGAUCUUUGUUCACUGGAAGUUCAAGGAUCAAUUCAUUCUGCAGAUCUUUCUCCCUACUGUACAACCCCCAAAGGGGCUACGGACCAGCACCGCAGCACUCCUGAUUACAGCACCCACUGCAAGUUCCACAGAAUUCACUCAGAGAGCUUUCCUGAUGAGGAUGACCGUUCCCGCAGCCAAGCCUCUACAGACAGGUUUCAAGGACAGGAAAAGAACUGUGCCCGUGGCAGGUCCUUAAACUGUUCUUCAGAGAAUUUCAGCCUCUCAGAACUGCAGAGUUCUGCUCAAGAGAGCAAUGCCACACCACCUUUGAAACAGAAGAAAAUCUGCUGUGCAGACUUUAGCCAGCAUCCUGUCCCUUCGCAGACCUCUCCCUGUUUUGAUCCUGCAAAUACUUCAUCAUACACUAGCAGCCAGGAGAGUGCUGUCCAGCAGCAUCCCAUUAUAAAACACCAGAUUUCAAGUAUAGUCCGAUCAGCUAGUGACCCUGUGUCAUGCUCCUCUUACACAGCAGGUGAUAAUUGUGCUUGGACUCCUGUAUGUAGCCAGCGUCCAGAUGCAGGACUGUCUCCAGCUACAUUAGAAACGGUUCCUGUUUCUGGUUCUCAUAUGGCUGCCUCUGCUUGUCAGCAUUCUUUGAGCAGUUUCCUACCAACUGGAAAACAGAGGGAUACAAGGAAAAAUGAUCUACACCUAAAGCCAAAUGCUUUGCACACAGUCUCAAAAGAGCGACCGCAUUCUUUAGUGGACCUUAAAGCCUAUAAAGACACAAAAAUUUUAGUGGCAAAAUUUCUGGAACAUUCAAACUGUAAUCUCCCUCCAGAAGUACGUCAUGUAGUGAACAGCAUACGAUCAGUAAUAAAAUCUGAUGAGAAACACAUGGAAGAAGCCAUCUUCAGUGCCAAUAUUAUAGACCAGGUAAUUACAAGUUCCCAGCAGAACGUGAUUACCUCUAGAAAGCGACUUCAAGAUGAUCUUCAUCUUCAGAGCUGUGGUGCUCUAAGCUCUCCAGUUGCCUUCUUACGUAGGUCCCACAUCACUUGCGUUUCCGAGAGGGACAGGCCUCACAGUUUAAUUGGAGUGUGCCGGGAGACCAUCCUUUGAGAACGCUCGCAGGUAUGUGAUUCCAGCAAAGAGCAGUAAGGAAGAAACC